Nicrophorus vespilloides is the source of this 531-nucleotide messenger RNA. RefSeq lists its product as uncharacterized. The coding region runs from base 1 to 531 and encodes 176 amino acids. NCBI's taxonomy places the organism in Eukaryota, Metazoa, Arthropoda, Insecta, Coleoptera, Silphidae. The transcript has a single exon. The record is from RefSeq and is a predicted model, not a curated record.
AUGGCACAAUCUGCAAUGCUAUAUGCAGCUCCUGUAUGGGAAGAGGCGAUGACGGUGAAAAGUUAUAGAAGAUUGCUUGAAACUGUCCAGCGAAAGUGUGCAAUCAGGAUAUGCAUUGCAUGGCAAACUUCAGAGAAGGGAGCCUGGACUAGAAGACUCAUCCCAGAAAUGAAACCAUGGAUUAAUAGAAAUCACGGGGAAGUAACAUUCCAUUUGACACAAGCGCUUUCUGGACACGGAUGUUUUAGUAAAUAUCUUAACUUUAUCGCGAAGAAGGAAGACGAGAAGUGCUGGUAUUGCGAAGAUAAUGAUAGCCCAGAGCAUACGUUAUUCAGUUGCUGCAGGUGGGCUGCAAAGAAGCAUGUAACUGAAGCAAACCUCGGAGUUGUUCUAACUCCACAGAAUUUUGUCAGUAAACUGCUGAAAAGCAGCGACAAAUGGAACGUAAUUGCAAGGCAUGUACUCUAUACCAAGGAAGAAGAUCAGAGGAGAAUGGAGAGAGAAAAUGAAGAAAAUGGCAGUGGAAGCUAA